AUGUCUGCUGGUCACUCUGAGCCGCAGGUGCUCUAUAGUGUCAACAACAUCUCUGCAUUUGCCGUCCAGAAUGGAGAGGAACAUCUGAUCACAACAUCAGGCCCUCAGACUUUGUCACUAUUGAUGGUGCCCACUGCAUCUCCAUUCGCCGACUUGUCAACCACAGAACCGACCAGCGCGGUGCCUGAAGAAGACUUCUACCUCCACCUCCACCUACCUCCAGAGCUAGAUCUGCCUCUGCCUGCGACCACUCAGAUCUAUCACAAACCUCCCAGCAGUUACCUGAUUCCGCGCUGGGACCUGGGACCCGAUGCCGGCGCAUUCAUCCGGCUCCAAUUCCCUUCUAUAGGCAGCGGGCCGGGAAAGGUGACCCAAGACGAGAUAGAUACGUUUGAGACCAUUCUCGCUCAGUGUACAGCGUUCCUCGAGCGAGUGAAAAGCACACCUCCGGGCUUUGAGCGUUACGACCCUAGCAAUUAUCGACCUGGAGAGGGCUACAUCGGAACGCCGAAGCCUGAAAAAGAUCACUCUCAACAACAUGGCCAAAUUGUGCUUGUCGACGAAGAGAAUGGAAGCGUAAUUGGCGAGCUGCAAGACAAUUACACUGUGGUGGAGGAAGCAUCAGUGCGGCCUGGAUCGAAGACCCCUGUCCAGAUACAGCUACCUGUCGAAGGGCAGGGUAACCAGAUCCGAGUCGAUAACGUUUCUGAAGAUUAUCUUGCCAUAUCGAAACAUCCUGCCUAUGCGAAAUCAAGAGUGGUGCAGACCUCUGCAACAGCCUCGAGGCUCAUUGUGACGAGUUCUACGUACUUGGCCAAUAGGCUGUCAUCGGGGGCAGAUUCAUUCCAGAAGAACACCCAGCCUAAUCCCAAGCCUAUGACAUUCUCUCCCGCCACUCACGCGCGCAUUCGACAGAUCCACACCUUCACGCAGGGCGCUGUCGGUCUCAGUGCGAAGACGGUGGGUCAGUUGGGCAGAUAUGCGCAGAAUUUUGGCGCAUCGCUCACGCGAAAGGGGGAGAAGAGCAAAAAAGAAAUGGGGAAGGACUACAAACCUGGCAUUCUCAACAAAUCCAUGAUUGCUUUCUCUACCAUCGCUGAUGGCAUCGAUCAGGCAGGUCGCAACCUAUUAGCUUCCAGCUCCGCGGCCGCGACCAAUGUCGUGAGCCACAAGUACGGCAAGGAGGCCGGCCUGGUCGCGCAAGGCCUGGCGGGUGGUGUCAAGAAUGUGGGCCUUGUUUAUAUCGACGCGAUGGGAGUGUCCCGUCGAGCAGUCAUCAAGUCGGUGGCGAAGGGCAUGGUGGUCGGUCGGAUGCCAAAUGGGCAGCAACUCGUGGUUGGCUCAGGUGAUGGCGGUGUUGUGCCCGCCGAAGCAUAUAUGCCCGACGAAAAGCAGAACGGUCAUUAUUCCUCCCCCUAUUCGGGCGCGGGCCAGGGAGGUUAUGGGGUGGGAAGUUACGGCAAUGCGGCCAAUGCGCCGCCAUCAUAUCCUUCGGGAGUCGGUGAACCGUUAGGGUCAACGCUGCAGGGACAGAACGUGCGAGAGAAGAGAUGA
Cladophialophora psammophila CBS 110553 is the source of this 1554-nucleotide messenger RNA. RefSeq lists its product as uncharacterized. Gene Ontology annotation, biological process: cell division. The transcript is spliced from 2 exons. The coding region runs from base 1 to 1554 and encodes 517 amino acids. The record is from RefSeq and is a predicted model, not a curated record. NCBI's taxonomy places the organism in Eukaryota, Fungi, Ascomycota, Eurotiomycetes, Chaetothyriales, Herpotrichiellaceae. Gene Ontology annotation, cellular component: plasma membrane.